AUGUUAGAUGAUGAACGAUUUCUAAAUAAUAAACAUCAUUUAUUUGAUUCUCAAUCAUUACAAACAAUUCAAAGAAAAAUUAGUAAACAAAAAACUGCUGCAGAACGUCGUAUUGAACAAUCAAACGGUAAUCAAAUGUUUGAAUCAUUUCGUCCUAAUCAUACAUAUUCUUCAUCAUCUACUAUACAAAAUCAUUAUUAUUCUCCUCAACAACAACAACAUUCUUCUUUUCUUUCACCAUCACAAUCAUAUUCAUCUGAACAUGAUAAUAUUCUUAGACAUUCAACUAAUUCACGAAUGUUACAUAAUGAUCAUGAUGUUAUUCUAACAAAUGAUUUUGAAUAUCAACAAUUUCAUCAACCAAAUACACGUAAAAUUACUAAAAUUAUACCAAAAGAAAAUAAUUCAUUAACAAAUAAUCGAUCUAUACAACCACGUAGUUUAAGUGCUUCAACUAUAAAACGUGAAAAUAAAGAUUCAUCAUUAACUUCAAAUGAUAUACAACGAUUAAAAAAUGUUCGUCGUCAUGAACCUGCUCAUGUUCAAUCAGAUUCUAAAACAGGUUUAAUUGGACCUGAUUCAUGGAAAACCGAUCCAGUUAUUAUAAAAAGACCACCAGCAAAAAAAUUGACUACUGAAAAUAUUAGUAAACCAAUAAAAACUGAUGGUAUAUCACAACCAAUUGUUGAACAGUCAACUAUUGAACAUAAACAACAAACAGAAAAAAAACCUAAACCAAAACGUGAUACAAGUGGUUCGAAAUCAACUAUAAUGGAUAGAAUAUCGGCUAAAUCAGCACAACCAGAAAAAGUUGAAAAAACAAAAGAAGAAAUAGAACAAGAGAAAGAAAAAAUUAGAAAAUAUAUUCAAGAAAAACGAGAACAACAUGAAAAAAAAUUAUCUAAUGAAAAAAAAAAGAAAAUUAUACAAGAAAAUGAACGAAAAAUUAAUUUAAGAAAAUUAUAUGAAGAAACUAAAAAAGUUUCUCAACAACCAUUACCUCCAUCAUUAAUUAAAAAAUCAACUACAACAAUAUUAACCAAUGAUGUAACUGAACAAAGACGUGAACGACUUCUUAAUUUACUCGGUCCAAAACCUAUUCCACCAACAGAAUAUCAUAAUAAUACACCAUUUGAACGAUCUUCAUUACGUGAACGUUCAUCAUCAUCAUCAUCAUCAUCAUCAUCAUCGAGUUCAUCAUCAAGUUCUGAAUCAGUUAUCGAAAUUCAACCACCAAAAUUAAAUGAUAAACCAAUAAUACAUUCACAUAUAGAAUCAUCUAUUCAAAAUAAUGUUAAACAACGACAUCAAAAUAUACUUCGAUGGGCUAAUAAUUUAACACGAGAUUGUGAUACAAUUGAAAAUAAAUUAAAAUAUAUUCGACCAGACGGUACUCAACAAUUUGAUAUUAUUCCUUCUUCUCAAAAACAAUUUAAAUAUGAUGAUGGUAAUUUACGUCUUCAAACUCCUAUUCUAAUUACAAAUAAUAAUAAUAAUAAUACUAAUCCAGAAUCAAUUAUUUCAUCAAAAAUCUUACGUCCAUCAGGACGUUUAAGUCAUAUAAAUCAAAAUCAUACAAGUGAAUAUCAAGGUCAACAAUUACCAGGUGUUGGUAAUCUUCGUGAUCCAUUAUUAGAACGACGUAUAAAACAUGAUCGUGCUGCAACGAAAAUUCAAGCCGCUUAUCGUGGCUAUACAGUAAGAAAAUCAUUUCAUUGGUUUAAUGAACAACAACAAUUACAUAGUGAAUUUAAUAAACGACCCAUUCAUAAAUCUACAAAAAACUCUUCCUAUACAACCGAUAUGUAUGAUACUUCUGGUAUAAAUUUAGAUAUUCGUUUUAAUGAUGAUAAUUUUACAAUUGGUUCAACACUUUUACGUCAUUUUCAACGAAAUGGAACUAAUACUACAACAUCAUUAAAACAUCCAUCUAUAUCUAAUAAAUCUGAAUACGAACAAAAACAAAUAGAAAGACCAACAUCAGUACAAAGUUAUUCCGAUGAUUAUGAAAAUUCAUCAAGUACAACAUCAUCUAUGUCAAUUCAACAGCAACAAACACCACAGAAACCUCGAGUUAUUCAACAACCAGUACUAAAUAGGGAAAGUACCAGUUCUUCGACAUCAUCAUCUUCGGUCACUCCAACACCUGAACCUGUUGUACUUCCUAAUGUUCAACGUCGUCGUUCAAUAUCUCCUCCUAUACCACCAGCAAUGUCUCCUGAUAAUGGUCGACCUGUUCAUCAUUAUCAUCCUCCUCCUCCUCCAACAACAACAACAACAACUUCUCAUCGAAUAUUGGAUGAACGUCGUUAUUCACCUGAUGCACUUGAAAGACAAUUAAAUGCUGAAUUACAUUUACUUGAUGGUGUUGAAGCAUCAAUGAAACAAAUUGAAAAUAUGGAACGAUUAAGAUCAGUUGCACUUGCACAACAAGAAGUUGUUUCACUUGCACAAGUGUUAAAAAAUAGACCUUCAGGUGAUAACACAACUCAACAACAAAUACGAAAAUCUACGAUUCGAGAAAUUGCAUCUGUUUCCUCUAAUGCCUCUUCCUCUUCUUCAUCAUCAUCAUCCAGUCGACAACGUCGUUCACCUUCACUUCAACAACCAUCAUCAAAAAAUAAACAUUCACAUCAUCGAAUUACUCAAUCAUCUAGUUCAUCAUCAUCAAUAACAUCGGAACCGAUAUUUACUAAACGUGAAAAACAUGUACAUCAAAAAUAUCAUAAUGAAACUGAAUUACAAGCAUAUGAAAAACGUUUAACAGAUAUUGAAAAACAAAUUCGUAAACUUGUUAAAAAUGCUCCUGAAGUACUCGAUGAAAAACGUAAUAUUUCAACUUUACGUGUACCAUCAAAAUCAAGUAAUGAAUCAAGUAUUAGUGAAGAUUUACCUAUGUCACAUAAAUCAUCAGGUUCAACAAAUAAUACAGUUCACCGAAAAAAACCGAAUGGUACUAGUAAACUUCAUACAGAAACAAUUGAGAAAGAUAGUGAUUCAUCAUCAGCAUCAACUCAUCAACAACAUUCUGAUACGAUUACAACAGAUGCAAGUGAUAUUGAACGUCGUAUACGUACUUAUCGUGAAGAAUUAAAACGAAAACAAAUGGAACUUGAUAAAUUAAAACAAGAAAAAACAAAAGAAGAUUUAAGAAAACAAGAAGAUGAAUUAAAAAAACAACUUCAAACAACUACUCAUGAAAUUGAAACAUUACGUCUUCAACCAACAUCGUCAAAAAGACAACCGGAACCUAAAGUACCUGUUCCAUCACAUCAAUCACCUUUGAAAUCUAGAAGUAAUAGUACCAGUAGUAAUAGCAACAGUACUAGUACUUCAGCAGCAACAAAACCACCAGAAUCAAGUAUAGCUGAAGACUUACCAGUAACAACUGCUUCACAAUCGAAAACAGAUAUUGUUGAAAAACAAAUUGAAUCAAGUCGUCCAACAGUAAAAAAACCAUGGGACUUUUUUGAUGAUGAUGAUGAAGAAGAAGAACAACAACAACAACAAGAUAAAAGAAAAGAAAAGGAACCAGAAUUAAAACCUUUAGAAACAUCACGUGAUGAACCUGAUACACAACAUGAUGCUCAAUCAAUGUCAAUUGCUACUGAUUUAGGUGUUUCAUCAGAAACUGAUAAUGAUAGUAGUCGUCGACCGAGUACCGAUAAUGGAAAGCCAAUAUUAAAUUUAAAUACAAAUCUUACUUCAUUAUCAAAACCACAAAAAGACUCUGAGUCAUCAUCAUCAUCAUCAUCAUCUUCGACAACAACAACAGCAACAAAUGAAAAAUCUUCUAAACAACAAAUACAAUUACAAUCAUCUGAACGAAAACCAUCACCAAUUAUAAAUGAUUAUGAUGAAGAUUUUUCUGAUACUAGUCAUUCACGUACUACACCAUCGAAAGAAAUUGUAUCCAAACCAAAAAUUGAUAAUAUUGAUAUUGAAUCAAUUAAAGAAGAUCUUAAUAAUAAACAAUCAUUACAUGAUACAAGUCAAAGUUUAUCAUCAAAAUCAAGUGGUGAUGAACAAUCUGAAAUUCUUGUUCUUGUUAAAAAAUCAGCUAAUAAUACACCUCGAAAACAAGAUGAUAAAACUCUGAAUGAAGAAGAACGUUUACGUUCUCCAUCUCCGCUUCCGUUUCCUCUUCCUUCUUCUGUACCAGUACAACAACAACAAGAACAACCUACAAUUGAAUCUUAUAAUAAUGAUGAUACAUCACAUGAUAUUAGUGAUGAUGAUGAACCUAAUGAACGUAUUGAACAAGAACAUAAAAUCGAUAAAUUAACUGAAUCAUUGAUUCGAACAUUUAUUGAUGAAGCUAUUGGUCAAGGAAAACAAAUUGAACGUUUAAAAAAAGAAACAAACCAAUUAACACAAGAAGCUAAAGAAUGGAUGUCAGAUGAUGAUGAUGAUGAUGAAACUGAUGAAGACACUGUGAAACCAAUAAUUGAUGAAUCAAAUGGUUUUUCACUUGAUCUUAGUCGAUUGGAUGAAAAAAAUACUGAUGAACCACGUAUUGAAAGUCCUCGAAAAAUAUUUAUUGAAGAACAAGUAAAAUUAUUUGUACCUCAUAGUCGUGAACAAGUUAUUCAAUUAUGUCAUGAAUCAUUAAGAAUUUUAUUUGAUCAAAAUACAGAUUUUUCAAAUCGAUCAACUAUUAAAUGUCAAAUACCGAAUUCAUAUUUUAUAUAUGAUUUACAAGAUUCAGAUAAUGAAAAUAUUCAACGUAAUCAUCAUGCUUAUUGUCAAAUGAUAUUUGAUUUAUGUAUUGAAUUAUUACAUGAAAUGUAUACAGAAAAUAUUCAAUUAACAACAUAUCCAGAAUGGCAAAAACUUAAACUUAUACAAAAACGUUUUUAUCGUGGAAAUAAACCAGAAAAUCAUCAUUUUAUUGAACAAUUUAUUCAAAGAAAAAUUUUAGAAAUAUUAAAUUUAGAUAAACGUCAAAUAACAUAUUCAAAAUGGCGUAUAUCAAAUGGUACACGUAAUAUUAAAGAAAAUUUUGAAACAGUACUUGAUGAAGAAAUACGUCGUACAGAAUCUCAAUGGAUUAAUUAUGAUGAUGAUUGUAUACAAUUAAAAUUUGAUAUAGCUGAUUCAAUAUUGGAUCAAUUAAUACAAGAAACAUUAACAGAAUGUUUUGAUGUUGUUCAUAGACGUUUCUUUUUUAGCAGUAAUAGUACACGUCUUUAA
This is a messenger RNA of Rotaria sp. Silwood1, 5193 nucleotides long. NCBI's taxonomy places the organism in Eukaryota, Metazoa, Rotifera, Eurotatoria, Philodinida, Philodinidae. The record is from the annotation of a GenBank genome assembly.